Molecule: messenger RNA, 1449 nt
Organism: Gracilinanus agilis (Agile Gracile Mouse Opossum)
Lineage: Eukaryota; Metazoa; Chordata; Mammalia; Didelphimorphia; Didelphidae
Product: low affinity immunoglobulin gamma Fc region receptor II-b-like
Exons: 7
Coding region: 3-803 (266 amino acids)
Biological process (GO): cell surface receptor signaling pathway
Molecular function (GO): transmembrane signaling receptor activity
Source: RefSeq, a predicted model, not a curated record
CCAUGGGGGAAUCAAGGGUGCCCCAGCCUGUCACUACUUUUAGCUCUGUGCUGCUGUGGGCAGGGCUGUUGUGCCUAGCUUCAGCUGUGAGGAGUAAUGGUCCACCAAGUGCAUUACUGACACUGGAACCCCCAUGGAUCAAUUUGCUCCAGGGGGACAAUGUGACUUUGAAGUGUGAAGGGUUGCAAACCCCUGGACAUGAAUCCAUUGAAUGGUUCCACAAUGGAUCAGCUAUGUCCUUCCACCAGGACUCCUAUACCAUUCCAGCUGUCAACCUGAAGGACAGUGGUGAAUACCAAUGCCGGACAGAACAAACUUCCCUCAGCAACCCUGUGCAAGUACAAGUCACCAGUGGUUGGCUGCUACUCCAAGUGGCAAGCCUGGAAUUCAUGGAAGGUGAUUCUACAAUCCUGAGGUGCCACAGUUGGAAGAACAAACCUAUACAUAAAGUCACAUACUACCAUAAUGACAAAGCCUUAAAGUAUUCUUAUGAAUGUUUUGACUAUAUCAUCCCUCAAAUGAACUAUACUCACAGUGGAUCCUACUAUUGUGUAGGGCAUAUAGGAAAUAAUAUCCAUACAUCUAAAAUUGUCAUGAUCACUGUCCAAGGAGGGAAGUGGAGCAUCAUAAGAGGAUUUACCAUAGUAUUGGCCCAGGUAGUUGUAAUUGCUGUGAUUGCUGCUGCUGCCGCCCUUUAUUACUACAAGAGACACAGGAAAACAGUGAGCAUUCCUGAUGAGAUAAAAAAGAAAGAGGUGGAGAAUCCAGUCUCCUAUUCACUUUUAAAGCACAUAGAUGCCUAAAAGGAGGAGGAAUGAGGAUGCCCAUCAAGUUAUCAGUACCAAUACGUACAACCACCUCUACCCCUCCCAAAGUGUCCCUAUCCUGCUCGCUCCCUCUGGUACCAGGCUGAAAGAGCUGGUAGACCUAAGACUGGGGACCAGCUGCUUCCUGAGCCAACUUUGUCAUUCAAGGAAAACGGCUUUGAAAAUCUCUUUUGCACAUGUCUGCAUGAUUUCUACAUUGCUUUAAAAGAAUCAAAGGCAACUGAUUGCCAGUGUUUACACUGCUUGUCUAUGCUGCCCAAUCUUGAUGAUUUCAUACCCCGAAUGACUUUUGCACAAUACUAUGGGCAAUCCAAAACAUUUGUUUCUCUUUAGAGGAAUUUUCUUGAGACUGUUCCCUCACUAGGGUAGGCCUUGGAUCUGGUGGUAGCUUUCUCUGUCCAUAAGUGUUGGAGUUGGAGCAGGAGAUGCUUGAGCAUGGCUCUCCUUAGGGGAGAAUGAUCUUAAAGUGAUGAAAUGGGGUGUUUCUCUACCAUCUAUCUCCUUCCUCAACAGUCCUCACUGCUUUGUGUUGAAAUGGGCCCCAGCUUGUGUUUUAUGAAUCCCACUUUGGUUUUUAUACCAGUCAUCUCUACCUGUGCUUUCCUUUAAAGUUUUAGAUAGG